Bathycoccus prasinos is the source of this 564-nucleotide messenger RNA. RefSeq lists its product with no specific name. The record is from RefSeq and is a predicted model, not a curated record. Bases 1 to 564 code for a protein of 187 amino acids. The transcript has a single exon. Lineage: Eukaryota; Viridiplantae; Chlorophyta; Mamiellophyceae; Mamiellales; Bathycoccaceae.
AUGAAUCUGACGGAAAUCCUGGAGCAACACAACGCUUUACUCGACCUCGGUCGCGAACACUUGGAAAAACUUUCCUCCUCGUUCCGUGAGGCGUUCGAUAAGAGCGCGUUUGAGAACGCGAAACAGAAUUGGAUUGGAUUUUACCACGCGAUUGAUUGGAAGACAGAUCGAUGGAUAUCCGCGGUUUUGGUUUUUCAUUUGGUCUCGUUGAUGUGCGUGGUGAAAUGGAGACACUGGGAGCAGUUCCAAGUGAGAAUGUUCGUCAUAUUAGGCGCGUGUAGCUUUGGAGCGGAACGGAUGAAUGGAUUUUUGUCCAAACGGUGGGAGAUGUUUAGCACGCAAAACUACUUCGACGAGAGAGGCGCGUUCGUGUCGGUGAUUUGGAACGCGCCGUUGAUGGUGAAUUUAGUGAUUAUUUUAGUCAACUUUUUACGGUUAACGGUGAAGGAGAUGGUGAAGAUGAAGAAAGCGCAGAUGAAGAGGAGAUUUAGGGAGAGUCAAAAGGAAUCGGGAGUCGGCGCGAAGAAGAAGAAGACGAAAAGAGAGACGAAAAAGAAGCAGUAG